AUGCACGCUUCCUCCACUUGUGAAGUUGGGAAUCGAAGAAAAGCCAGCAAAGCAAUCGACCAAGAUCUUGCUUUAUUUUAUGAUUUGCGGAGAACUAAUGGCAUUCCAGGAUCGAUCGAUGGAUGGCGAUCAUGUUCUUCGCGAAAUCCGCCGCUGGUAGCGUACAUGCAUGGAAAUCCGCCGGCAGCGAGUACCGGCGCACUCACGAAUGAAGUUGCACAAUCUGGAGAGCUGCGAUGA
This is a messenger RNA of Pseudocercospora fijiensis CIRAD86, 240 nucleotides long. RefSeq lists its product as uncharacterized. The record is from RefSeq and is a predicted model, not a curated record. Bases 1 to 240 code for a protein of 79 amino acids. The transcript is spliced from 4 exons. NCBI's taxonomy places the organism in Eukaryota, Fungi, Ascomycota, Dothideomycetes, Mycosphaerellales, Mycosphaerellaceae.